Molecule: messenger RNA, 1208 nt
Organism: Schistocerca gregaria
Lineage: Eukaryota; Metazoa; Arthropoda; Insecta; Orthoptera; Acrididae
Product: fatty acid-binding protein, muscle-like
Exons: 3
Coding region: 173-583 (136 amino acids)
Biological process (GO): fatty acid transport
Cellular component (GO): nucleus; cytosol
Molecular function (GO): fatty acid binding
Source: RefSeq, a predicted model, not a curated record
CGGCGGCUUCCCCUCCAGUCCUACCGACGGCCUUCGCGGCUGUAUAUAGUCCCCACCGCGCCGGCUGCCGCAACGUAAACAGCGUAGCGGGCGUGCAAAUUCGCGCGUCCAGUGCACGAGCUGCGUCCGCAGUGUGCAGCAGUCACGUUCUGGACCCAGGAGAGCCGGGGCCAUGUCGCUGGAGGAGUGCGUGGGGUUGAGGUACAAGCUCGAGAAAGCCGCCGACGACAACUUCGACGAGAUCAUGGGAGCACUCGGUGUGAACUACGUGCUGCGUAAGUUGGGCAACAUGGUUACGCCAGUGAUGGAGCUGCUUCGCGAUGGAGACGAGUGGACGAUGAAGGUGACGACUGUGGUCUUGAACACUGUCACCAAGUUCCGCCUGGGACAGGAGUUCGACAACGUCACCCCUGAUGGACGCAAGGUGAAGACCACCGUCACACGAGAAGGCAACAAACUCUUCAUUGUGGAGAGGGGCGACAAAGUCUUCAAGUCAGUUCUAGAGUUCUCCCCUGAGGAGCUCACAACGGUUGGAGAACUGGAUAACAUCGUUUGCAGGAGGCGCUACAAGGUAAUAAAGUGACGGAGACAGACUCUGCAGCACAGGAAGCUACUACCGAACGAUGGGUAUCAAGACCAAGAUGAUAUUUGAGGCACCUGCCAGUUGUAGACUUGGGACAGUACUUCAUCCUUCGUUCACCAUGCCUCCGCUGCGAAAUAACUUUGGCUGCUAAUAUUAAGGAAUUUAAAAACAUUCGUUUAAGGCAGUGGUGAUACGUUUAUUUUAAAAUACUGUGUGUUGAAACAUGUAAUAGUAUGUCGUAUAAUUUACAUUAACCAGCGUUUUAAGUUCUGAGGUCCUAUGCAAGAGCUAACAUUCUGUAACGCUGUGAAGUACUGAAGUAAUUUACACCUAAGACGUAAAUGGAAAGAAAGCCAAUUAAUAUCUCUCGUGCCAUCUCUGACAUCAGCAACAUUAAAUUUCUUGAUUCAUUUAAGUGAAAUGUCUUCGAGUAAAAUCCAUACUGAUCAACGUUAACCAAUGGUUUUAAUUAAACUGCCGCUGAGGCGUGACAUUACAAUAACUGAGUAAAUAAAUAUAUUACAUUGAGUAACAGUUACGGAAAAUUUCCAAGAAUGAGAAGAACAUAUCAAUUUUUUUCAUGUUUUACGUUAUGUAUGGAAAAUUAAACAUCACUUUUACAACA